Triticum turgidum subsp. durum (durum wheat) is the source of this 2475-nucleotide messenger RNA. The record is from the annotation of a GenBank genome assembly. NCBI's taxonomy places the organism in Eukaryota, Viridiplantae, Streptophyta, Magnoliopsida, Poales, Poaceae.
AUGAUGGCAAAUUGCCUGGUGCGGUCUCCCUCCUUCUUCUCCUUCGUUCUCCUGUCAGCUGCGCUGGUUUCGUACGAGGUGAGCAUGGUGGCCACCGCGCAGAACGCACCGCCAGCGCGGGCCCACGUCGGCGUUAUCCUGGAUUUGACGACGCCGGUCGGGCGCAGGCGGCGGACGGGCAUCCAGAUGGCGGUGGAGGACUACUACGCCGCGCACCCCAGCUCGGCCACGAGGGUGGCGCUCCAUUUCAGGGACUCCGCGGGGGACCCUCCUCGCGCGGCUUCUGCUGCGGUGGACCUGAUCAAGAACGCGCAGGCGCAGGCGAUCAUCGGGCCUCCGACCUCUGCCGAGGCCGAGUUCGUGGCCCGCAUCGGCGACCACGCCGGCGUCCCGGUCAUCUCCUACUCCGCCACCUCCCCCGCGUUGACCCCCGUGCAGACGCCCUUCUUCGUGCGCACGGCGGCCAACGACUCCUUCCAAACGGCGCCCGUCGCGGCCGUCCUCGGCGCCUUCAGCUGGCGCGCGGCGGUCGUCGUGUACGAGGACACGGCCUACGGGACCGGCAUCCUCCCGGCGCUCUCCGACGCGCUCCAGGGCGUCGGCGCCAAGAUCAUGGUCCGCACGGCCGUGCCCAGCGACGCGGACGACGCCCGACUAGACGCGGUGUUGUACCACUUCAUGGCGAUGCCGACGCGCGUGUUCGUGGUGCACAUGCUGUAUCCUCUCGCCGCGCGGCUCUUCCGCCGCGCGAAGAAGGCUGGCAUGAUGUCCCAGGAGUACGUCUGGGUCGCCACGGACGGCGUCGGCAGCUUCAUGGACAGGCUCAGCCCCGAGGACGUGGACGCGAUGCAGGGCGUCGUCAGCCUCCAGCCUUACGUGCAGCUGACGGAUGCCGCCAAGAACUUCUCGGCACGGCUUGUGGCGAGGUCCCGGCGGGAGAAUCCGGCAGAUGGGGGUGUCGGCGACUCAACCUUGAUGAGGCUAUGGUCGUACGACACGGCAUGGGCAAUCGCUGCGGCCGUCGAGACGGCCCGCGUCCCCAGUCCGGCGUUCCAGACGCCUGGAGGGACCACGGCGCUGACGGACUUGGACCGGCUCGGCGUGUCGGCCACCGGAACAUCACUUCUCAAGGCGGUGCUCGCCACGACGUUUGAGGGUAUAGCCGGCAAGUUCAAGCUGGUAGACGGGCAGCUGCAGCUGCCGGCGUAUGAGGUGGUGAACAUCAUCGGCAGAGGAGCCAGGACGGUCGGCUUCUGGACGCCGGAGUUCGGGAUCACGCAAGAUCUGAACCCCAACAGCGCCAAGGCGCUGAGACAAAUCCUGUGGCCAGGCGAGCCACGGUCCGCUCCGAAAGGCUGGACCGUGUCACCAAAUGGGCGGAUGCUCCUGGUGGCCGUGCCGGCGAAGAACGGGUUCGAGCAGUUCGUGGACGUCUCCCAGAAUUCCACAACCGGAGAGGAGAAGAUCACAGGCUAUUGCAUCGACGUGUUCGAUGAGGUCAUGAAGAAUCUCCCCUAUCCCGUGAGCUACCGGUACGUGCCACAGAACGUUAGCUUGGAUUCUUAUGACAAACUGGUGGACCUGGUACACGAUCAGAAAUUCGACCUGGUCGUGGGAGACGUGACGGUGACCGCGAGCAGGAUGGCCGAAGUGGACUUCACGAUGCCAUUCACGGAGUCGGGGUGGUCGAUGGUGGUGGCGGCGCAGGAGGACACGGGCUCAAACAUGUGGAUCUUCGUGCGGCCGCUAAGCACAGGCCUCUGGCUCGCCAGCCUCGGCUUCUUCUGCUUCACCGGCUUUGUCGUGUGGGUGAUCGAGCACCGGAUCAACCCCGAGUUCCGAGGCACGCCCUGCCAGCAGUUCGGCCUCAUCUUCUACUUCGCCUUCUCGACCCUCACGUUCUCACACAGGGAGAAGCUGCAGAGCAAUCUGUCGAGGUUCAUCGUCAUCACGUGGGUCUUCGUCGUCUUGAUCCUGACGUCGAGCUACACGGCGAGCCUGACGUCGAUGCUGACCGUCCAGAAGCUCCUGCCGACGGUGACCGACGUGAGGGAGCUCCAGAGAAACGGCCACUACAUCGGGUACCAGGAGGGCAGCUUCAUCGAAUCCUCGCUCCAGAAAAUGGGCUUCGACCAUAGCAGGAUGAGGAAGUACAAUUCGUCCAAGGGGUACGCAGACGCGCUAUCCAGAGGCUCGGCGAACGGCGGGGUCGCCGCGGUGUUCGACGAGAUCCCGUACCUGAAGCUCUUCCUGUCGGAAUACUGCAAGGACUACAUGAUGGUGGGGCCCAUCUACAAGACUGUCGGCCUAUCAUUUGUGUUCCCGAAGGAUUCUCCAAUGACGGGGGACGUGUCGCGGGGCAUACUGACGCUGGCGGAAGGAGAGAAGAUGUCCAAGAUCGAGAAGGCGUGGUUCGGGGAGCCGGAUGCGUGCCUGCAACAGAGCAGCGCCGAGGUCGCCCGUCGUCCGGCCUAA